Molecule: messenger RNA, 2726 nt
Organism: Pocillopora verrucosa
Lineage: Eukaryota; Metazoa; Cnidaria; Anthozoa; Scleractinia; Pocilloporidae
Product: protein DENND6A-like
Cellular component (GO): recycling endosome
Molecular function (GO): guanyl-nucleotide exchange factor activity
Source: RefSeq, a predicted model, not a curated record
CACAGAUGGUUCCUCAAGAAAGAUGGCGGAAUGCGACUGGGAAGAAAUGUUCCUUCGUAGUGAAUACGAUGGUCCAAUUUUACCGUGGGAUCGUUUUAGAAGAUGGGUUACAUGCUUUUGUAUUGUGACGUUUGACUUAGAGCUUGGUCAAGCGUUAGAGUUGGUUUAUCCCGAACAUAUUGAACUAACAGACCGUGAGAAAACAAGCAUCUGUUAUCUGGCCUUUCCUGACUCAAACUCAGGAUGCAUGGGAGAUACCCAGUUUCAUUUCCGCAUCAGAUGUAGUCCUCGUAGUUGCCAGCGGAGCCAACUUGUGACAAGAUUUGAAGAUGAAGUUCCACUAGCAUAUAGGAGUGACCCUGCUCAUUUUUAUGGCUUUGCAUAUUUCCGUCAAGUUAAAGAUCCUUCUAUUCAGAGGGGUUACUUUCAAAAGUCAGUUGUAUUGAUUUCAAGGCUGCCCUACGUCAACCUGUUCUCAGAAGUGGUUCAGCUCAUAGCUCCAAGCUACUUUGAGAAUGGAGAACUCUCCUUAGAGACAGUUUGUCAUGAUAUUGAUCAGUGGCCCUACCCUGAGGCUGGACACACCCUGCAGCUACCCCUGAUGGGAAAUGUCAUGCAGGUUCGAGUUCCAUCAAGAGGGGACAAACCAGGAGCUGUUUCCUCACCAGACCAUCCUCUUCCUAAUCAUAUUGUGCCACAGAUGCCAUCUCCUAAGGUUAUCCCAACUCUGAAGGACCCAGACAUCUUUAGAUGCUUGCAAUCGGUUCUUCCACAUAUUCAUCUCUUAUGGGAGUUAGCAUUGACCAAUGAGCCUAUUGUUGUGAUGGCUCCUUCACCUACAAUUUGUUCAGAGACUGUUCAAGCUCUUGCAAGUUUGAUCUCACCGUUACACUACUGUGCAGAUUACAGACCGUUCUUCACUAUUCAUGACACAGAGUUUAAGGAAUAUACCACAAGAACCCAAGCUCCGCCAGGAGUCAUUCUUGGGGUCACAAAUCCUUUCUUCGCCAAAACUCUUCAACACUGGCCGCACAUGGUCAGAAUAGGAGAAAUGUCAAAUCUUGUUAUAUCAUCAAGGAGAUCUCCCGGUGUUGGUCAAAAUGCCAAAAGAACGUUGUCGUCAAAGCCAGGAAUUUACACAAAGUACAAGCAAUUUCUAUCAAAGGAUAAACUUAUAUUUAGAAGACUAAGCAAGGGUAACCAUCCAAAAAGACCUCCGGAAGUUCAGAAUGCCAUUUUAAGGAGACACAUGUUAGAACUUACACAGAGCUUCAUGAUUCCACUGGAAAGAUAUGUUGCUAGUCUUAUGCCUCUGCAGAGAAGUAUCUCUCCUUGGAAGCAUCCUCCUAGAUUGCAGCCUUUUGAUGCAGACGAAUUUCUCACAACUUUGGAGCAUUCUGGACCACAGUUGACAUCCAGGUUGAAGGGGAACUGGGUAGGACUGUACAGGAAAUUUUUUAGAUCUGCAAACUUUGAAGGUUGGUUGAGACAUCGGCAACAAGAGAUAAGACAGAAGCUGGAACUUCUUCAUCUAGAAGCCCUUGGAAAGGCUGAUGUUGUAGGUUGGAUAAAAGACAAGCAGGAAGUUGAGACAGUUGAUCUGUUCUUACAGAUAAAAGAGAAGCUGGCUGGUUCAGCGUCUCUGUACCCUCCUGUGAGCCUUGAUGUCAAACAACAGUUGAAAGGUCACCUUUCAUCAAUUAUCAGAACUCUUCCUGAAGACCUUCAGUUUGUUUUGAAGAAUAGCUAACAACAAAGACUUAUUCACAAGGAGUACUCUUCGGUUGCAUGGAGAAAUACGCCUUCAAAAACAACAUUGCGUUUCCAAUGGGGAACUGCUACUAUAUUCACCUGCACCACUUAAAUCAUUUCCAACUUUGUGAUGCAUACAUAAAGGGGGUUCAUCAUUAACUCUGUAGGCACUUUUAAACAUUACAGUAAAAUUUUAUUUUUUCUAAGAAAACAAUUGCUUUUCGCACGAGAGAGGUGGAUGUGAAAUUUAUUUUGCCUUUUAAAAUGUGAUAUAAAAGUUAAAUAAAUGUAUCAUAAAUUCUUUAAACGGCCAAUCAGAAGAGUAGAAAAUACCUUUAAAAGCCAAUGAGAGCCUAACAAGAAAAAUACCCACAGCGCGGGAAAAAUGUGGGCGACCAAGUCGUCAGCGGUUUCAGUUUUACAUUUUAUUGGUUAAGAGAGAGGCGCGAGUUUUCUGGACCAAUCACAAAAAGAAGUAGAGUAACACCAAAGAAGUCUCGGAUUACUUCGACACUCCAUUGAAAAAAUGCCCUUUCUCGUUACAAAAAGUUAAUAUUAAAGAAAGAAUUAUUUAUGGUGGACCCGACCUUGAAACAACUAAAUGACAAUAUUUUGAUGAAUUUUCUUAUGGAGCGUCUGAAAUAUUUCGUGAUGAUUAAUAAGUGUUGUAGAUUUCUGUGUAAAUAAUGUGUAAAGUCUAUUUUUGUAAGUGGGAAGUUUUUAUUUUGGAAAUGGCGUAGCAUGUAAUUACAUUUUAAAGAUUUAUUAGCUCGGACAUUUGUUUCCAACAAUGACAACUGUUGGCAACAGUGCUGUAUGUUUUAUUUUUAUACGUUCAUGUUUAAGGAUAUCUCCACCUUAGGAACAAAAUUGUUAGUUAUGUGAUCCGAAACGUAGAUUUGCUGUAAAAAGAGGGAAGUAAGUACACACGUGCAGUAUAACAUUAAAUAGAAUUGUCAGCCAUUUCGAAUUUU